AUGGGUGCCCUCUUAUCUCUGCCUCUGCUGGCUCUUCCCAGCGCCAGCACGCUCAUCACCCUCGCGACAUCGUGCUGCGGCGCAGCGACCUGCUCGGCAGUAUGUAGUGCAUGCGGGAAGUUUCAGAACAGUAUGGCUACGAGAAUCGCCUAUGCCUUCAUCCUCUUGUUCAAUUCGAUCAUCUCCUGGAUAAUGCUCACGCCAUGGGCGCUCAAAAAGUUACAACACAUGACGUUAGAUUAUAUGGAAAUCAGAUGCGAUGGGAAAGAAUGCUAUGGUUGGGUGGCCGUUCAUCGAAUCAAUUUUGGUCUUGGGCUCUUCCAUUUGAUCCUCGCCUUCAUGCUGCUUGGAGUCAGGUCCUCCAAAGAUGGCCGUGCGGUCCUUCAGAAUGGGUUCUGGGGUCCCAAGAUCAUCUUGUGGCUUGCGCUCGUUGUGGCAUCAUUCUUCAUCCCCGAGUCGUUUUUCUUCGUCUACGGUCACUAUAUCGCCUUUAUCUGCGCCAUGCUGUUCCUCCUGCUGGGUCUAAUUCUCCUGGUAGAUCUGGCGCAUUCAUGGGCGGAAUUGUGCCUGCAGAAGAUUGAAGAUAGUGAUUCACGCACGUGGCGUGGCCUUCUGAUCGGCUCUACUGUGGGCAUGUACGUUGCAUCUCUCGUCAUGACGGUCUUGAUGUAUGUCUUUUUUGCCCACAGCGGAUGCGCCAUGAACCAGGCUGCGAUUACUAUUAAUCUUGUUGUCUUCCUUAUUAUUUCGAUCAUCUCGGUGCAGCCCAUGGUGCAGGAAUCCAACCCCAGAGCAGGAUUGGCCCAGGCCGCCAUGGUUACAGUUUAUUGCACCUAUCUCACCAUGUCCGCGGUGUCCAUGGAGCCAGAUGACCGUCACUGUAACCCUCUGAUUCGUGCGCGAGGCACCAGAACGGCUAGUAUCGUUUUGGGCGCGAUUGUCACCAUGGCUACCAUCGCGUAUACGACCACCCGCGCGGCCACCCAGGGCAUUGCGCUAGGCUCCCAAGGGGGGCACAACUACUCGCAGCUGGGAUCGGAUGACAACGAGCAUGGUCUUGUGACCCAGCAGCCAACCACUCGCCGCGAGAUGCGGGCCGAGGCUCUUCGGGCGGCUGUUGAGAGUGGCGCUUUGCCCGCCAGUGCGCUGGAUGACAGCGACGACGAAUCCGACGAGUAUGACACCAAGGACGACGAAAAGGGAUCGACGCAGUAUAAUUACUCUUUGUUCCAUAUCAUCUUCUUCCUGGCGACCACCUGGGUCGCUACCUUGCUGACCCAGAACUUGGACCCGGAGGCCGUCGACGACUUUGCGCCCGUUGGCCGCACCUACUGGGCUAGCUGGGUGAAGAUCAUCAGUGCCUGGGUGUGCUAUGGAAUUUACCUGUGGACCCUGAUCGCACCGGUGGUUCUGCCGGACCGCUUUGACACCUACUGA
Messenger RNA from Aspergillus niger, 1437 nucleotides. RefSeq lists its product as uncharacterized. Gene Ontology annotation, cellular component: membrane. The transcript has 4 exons. The record is from RefSeq and is a predicted model, not a curated record. The coding region runs from base 1 to 1437 and encodes 478 amino acids. NCBI's taxonomy places the organism in Eukaryota, Fungi, Ascomycota, Eurotiomycetes, Eurotiales, Aspergillaceae.